Molecule: messenger RNA, 429 nt
Organism: Paramecium sonneborni
Lineage: Eukaryota; Ciliophora; Oligohymenophorea; Peniculida; Parameciidae
Source: the annotation of a GenBank genome assembly
AUGGAGUAGAAAAUUUAAAAUCAAACAAAAGAAAUCUAUUUGAAUCAAAAAGCGAAGUCAAAAUUAAUCUUGGUGAAAUUCCAUUCGAUUUAGCAACAUCAAUAAAUCAUUAAAAUUUUUAAUAAUCAAAGCAAAGUUAUUGCAAUUAAUAACAAUUAUAAUAAUUAUAAGAAUCUAAUAGAAUGGAUGAUUAGUAUGAAAUAAACAUUCGAACAAAUGGACCUGUAAAAGAAGAUAUUAUGUCUUUCUUAUAAUUAUUAGGAUGUGUAGAAAUUCUUAAAAUUGAUAAUAGCUAAGAUAAAGAUUUUAAUUAUGGAUAAAACAAGAGUUUUCACCACUAAAAUUGAAGUUGAAUUAAAACAUAUUCAAAUUUUUUAUAAUGAACUUUUCAAUUUCAUUAUGAAUAAUAAUACUGCUUUUAAUUCUUGA